UUAUUCCUCAAUGUAAAAGAUUCUGCAUUGCAUGCUCCAAUUCAAAGGAAAGCGGCCGAUAGAUCUGUGUUUGUUUUUAUAGAAAAUACAAUAUAUUGGCAAGUAGAGGCUUGAUUGGUCCGAUUCUAUAGGCUCGUAACUGUUUACGGCACGGAAUCUAAUUUGGGCGAGGCUCUCUGACUUAUCUUAGAUUGGCUCUCUAAGUGUAGGAGCACCAGAAUCCUCUUCAAAUUCCAGCCUGGAAUCCCGGAUCUUCUUCCUCUCCUUAUUUAUAUAUAUAUCCCAUUCCAAGCUACAACCAAAACUUGGGGCACAACAAACCGCAUUGGCAUCUUUCUCUGUCUAUUCCUCCCAAUGGCCUCACUUGCGUGCUCUGCUGAUGACCUACGCCCCCUACUAGGUAGUGUUGCCAAUGCCUCCGCCGCGGCAGAGUACAUCUGUAGCCGUUUUGAUGCGGUUUCCAACAAGUUCAUUGACACUGGCUACGCUGUGGACAACACCUACCUUCUUUUCUCCACUUACCUUGUGUUUGCCAUGCAGCUUGGUUUUGCCAUGCUCUGUGCUGGCUCUGUACGUGCCAAGAACACCAUGAAUAUCAUGCUCACCAAUGUCCUUGAUGCCGCUGCUGGCGGCCUUUUCUAUUAUCUCUUUGGUUUUGCAUUGGCUUUUGGGGCACCAUCAAAUGGCUUUAUUGGACAACAUUUCUUUGGUCUGAGUAGAUUCCCUACCCCGUCUUUUGAUUAUGGCUAUUUCUUGUUUCAAUGGGCGUUUGCUAUUGCUGCUGCCGGGAUCACCAGUGGUUCGAUAGCAGAGAGAACUCAGUUUGUUGCUUAUUUGAUUUACUCAUCUUUCUUGACUGGUUUGGUUUACCCCAUUGUAUCACACUGGUUCUGGUCUGCUGAUGGCUGGGGAAGCCCUACUAGAUCCAAUAAUCUCUUAUUUGGAUCCGGGGUCAUUGAUUUUGCUGGCUCUGGAGUGGUUCACUUAGUUGGUGCGAUUGCAGUUUCCACCACCAUAAACCUUUAA
This is a messenger RNA of Theobroma umbraticum, 1026 nucleotides long. RefSeq names its product ammonium transporter 1 member 4-like. Gene Ontology annotation, molecular function: ammonium channel activity. Gene Ontology annotation, biological process: ammonium transmembrane transport; ammonium homeostasis. Lineage: Eukaryota; Viridiplantae; Streptophyta; Magnoliopsida; Malvales; Malvaceae. The record is from RefSeq and is a predicted model, not a curated record. Gene Ontology annotation, cellular component: plasma membrane.